This is a messenger RNA of Plectropomus leopardus (leopard coralgrouper), 2349 nucleotides long. It is a transcript of the gene gkup, whose product is annotated as glucuronokinase with putative uridyl pyrophosphorylase. NCBI's taxonomy places the organism in Eukaryota, Metazoa, Chordata, Actinopteri, Perciformes, Serranidae. Gene Ontology annotation, biological process: biosynthetic process. The record is from RefSeq and is a predicted model, not a curated record. Gene Ontology annotation, molecular function: glucuronokinase activity; ATP binding.
UUGAGCUCCUGCAGGUCGUGAAUAUUUCUCGACCUCUGCUCUGUUUUUACUGAUAAAACGGGACACCAGGACAACGUGAAGCGACCCAAUGAUCUGUAUACUGCUGGUCGCCGGUCACGGCACCGUCUUAGAGACACAAAUUAAGAACGAUGACACAGGCUUGUACAGCCACCUGACCGGGGUACCAAAGGCUUUACUUCCUGGCAUCGGAGGAAAGAAGAUCCUCGAUUUUUGGUGGGAAACAGUCAACAUGCGACAGCUGUUCACGGAGGUGUAUCUGGUCACUAACGCGGACAAGUAUAAGCACUACGAGCGCUGGGCCACUGCCAACGACUUCCCCGUGGAGAACGUAGUGAAUGACGGCAGCACCACGCUGGAGGACCGUCUGGGCGCCGUGGCCGACCUGGAGCUCGCCAUACGCAGCCGUAAACUGCAGGAUGACAUCAUGGUGAUUGCAGGAGACAUGCUGUGUGCAGACCACAACUUUGACAUUGCUCAAGUGAUCCGCUUCUUCAGGUCAGAGCCCGGAGAGCUGAUGAUUUACUACGAGCUGGAGGAGAGUGAGAAAAGCAGCUCCAGGGGCAUUGUGGAGGUUUGCCCGGACACACAUAGGAUAACUCGCUUCCUGGAGAAACCGCAGGAGGGUCUGACAGCGUCCCGGCUGGCCAGCGUGGUGUUUUACUGCAUCCGGAGAGACACACUGUCCCACCUGUCUGACUUCCUCAACCUGCAGCUGCAAGCCACGGACAGGUCGUUCGGACGAUUCUGGGAGUGGCUCAUUAAUGAGAAACAACGCGAUGUGUUUGGGAUGAAGCUUCCCACCGGCUUCCAGCUCAUCGGACAAGUGGGCCUGUCGGACUACACCAAGUGGCUCACCCACUACUCCACCAAGCAACAAGACAACACUGCUAAACCGAUCACGUACCGAUCAUAUGCCCGGGUUGGAUUGAUGGGGAAUCCCUCAGACGGCUUCAACGGGAAAACCAUCGCCAUGUCCAUCUCUAACUUCUGGGCCGAGGUCACUUUAGUGGAGAGCCAGACUUUGGUUUUAGUUCCUCAUCCACUCAACGACCCAACAGAGUUUGGAAGCUUGCAGGAUCUGUUCUGUAUCAGCAGGAAGGAAGGGUACCUCGGAGGUCUGCGGCUGCUGCAGGCGACCUGUAAGAAGUUCUACCAGUUCUGCUCCAAACAAGGUAUUGCUUUAACAAAGCAGAACUUCACACUGAAGUACGACACCAACAUUCCUCGGCAAGUGGGCCUCGCUGGAAGCAGUGCCAUCGUCUCAGCUACACUAAAGUGUCUCAUGAAAUUCUACAACAUCACAGACAAUGAUCUCCCAAAGCCGAUCCGAGCCAACUUCAUCCUGAAUGUGGAGACUGAUGAACUUUUCAUCACAGCUGGUCUGCAGGACCGAGUCGUUCAGGUCUAUGAAGGUUUAGUCUACAUGGAUUUCAGCAAGAAGCUCAUGGAAGAGCAGGGCUACGGGAAUUACAUUUCCAUGGACAUGAGUGGGCUCCCCCCGUUCUGGCUGGCUUACCUGAGCGACCCCAGUGACUCUGGACGCAUCCACAGCAACAUCAGACAGCGCUGGCUGAGCGGGGAACCUCUGGUAGUCGAGGCCAUGAAGACUUUUGCCGAGCUCACCGAUCAAGCCAGGACGGCUCUGCAGGACCGAGACUGGAGGCGUCUGGCACAACUGAUGGACCAGAACUUCGAGCUGCGGAGGUCUGUGUACACUGACGACUGUCUGGGUCCCGGGAAUCUCAAGAUGGUUCAGCUGGCGCGGCAGUUUGGCUCGGCGGUGAAGUUACCAGGCAGCGGGGGGGCCGUGGUGGGUCUGUGUGUGGAUGAAGCGAAACUGGUGGAGAUGAGACAAGCUUUCCAGGAGGCCGGCUGUGUCUUCUGUGUCAUCGCACCUUACAACCCAUCUGCCGGCUCUGUCGGCAGCCAACACUAACCUCACGUCUCCCCACGACUCAGUCAGGCUGCUCGGGGCCAACCCGGGGCCAUCAGUUUCUCAGAGGCCUAAUGUCAUUUCACAGGACUGAUAUUACAGCAAAGGUCAUCGUCAGUUCUCUUAAAUAUUCUAAUAAAAAUCAGGGUUUCUAUACGAUUAACUCUUUGGUGAUAGUUUGGGUUAUAAUUUAACAGAUUGAUCAAAUAAUGUUUAGUCAAACAUUAAGCACUUUGUUCCUGGAAAAUUAGUGAAUCUGCAUGUUUCAAAGUUUUGUAGCAGAUUAUGUGAGAUUACGGAUUUAUGGCUGUUUACGGUAAAGUCAGAAUGAGAAUCAGAAAAAGAUUUAUUGCCAGGUAUAGUUAACACAAUACGAGGAAUUUGUUCUGGUGGGU